AUGGCAUUCUCGAAGUACAUCUGCUACCGAUCAUUUGUUUAUCGCAUGAGAGAUGGUGGCCGGCGGCAUCAUUUCCCAGAUUUCAAGGAGUGUGUCAUCCGGAAUGCUUUCCACUCGCUCCAAUCUUCCCAAGACAAGGUCGUAACAGGUCAAACGGAAUUGUACAAUCCUGUUCUUAAUUUACACUUCAUUCAAAGAUUUGGAAUAUCAUCAUCUGCAUCUCUACAAUCCAAAGAAAACGGAACUUCCCAAAAUGAGGGAGACACUACAGGUAUUCCCAAUGAUGCUAAAGAAAGUACAGAUGCAGAAAAUCCUAGUAAAACAGACGCCUCUGAUCAGAAAGAAGAAGAGUCGGAUUCAGAUGAGGAAGAGCUGUCAGUGGAGGAUCUGGUCAAACUUGUGGUUGAGAAAGAGAGACUUCUGAAGACAAAGCAUAAAGAGAUUGAGGAAAUGAAAGAUAAAAUUCUUCGAACAUAUGCCGAAAUGGAAAAUGUAAUGGAGAGGACAAAAAGAGAAGCAGAGAACUCAAAGAAGUUUGCAAUACAGAAUUUUGCCAAGAGCUUACUGGAUGUUGCAGAUAAUUUGGGUAGAGCUUCUUCAGUGGUAAAAGAGAGUUUUACUAAGAUCGAUACGUCUCAAGACACUACUGGAGCUGUGCCACUUUUAAAAACCCUGCUGGAAGGCGUUGAGAUGACUGAAAAACAACUAGCAGAGGUUUUCAAAAAAUUCGGAGUGGAAAAAUAUGAUCCCACAAAUGAAGAAUUUGACCCCAACAGGCAUAAUGCUGUAUUCCAAGUACCUGAUCCAACCAACCCACCUGAUCAAGUUGCAGUUGUGCUCAAGGCAGGAUACAUGUUGCAUGAUCGAAUUCUACGACCAGCUGAAGUUGGUGUGACCAUAGCUAUGGACAAAAAAGAUGCAAAUGAAGAAACCCAAACUUGAAACUGACACCCAAAAAUCUCAAGUAAGCUAAGCUUAUAGUUUUAUCACCGAUAGGAGUUCUUGUAGUUUGCUUACAACUCUUGAGCCUGAGUUACACUUGUACACCCUGCUAUUUAGAAAAGUUAUGUCUUGAUCUUUUUUAAUUUUUUUUUUAUUUUUUUUAAACAAGGGUCAGCAACCACCUGUUGAAAAUGUUCUUUUUUUACAUCUAAUGGUGAAAUUUGAGUAAAAGACGAUACUUAAACACCUCAAACCAUCUUCAUUUGGUGAUCACGACGCCAUGUUAGUUAAGUGAAACAUCUAACGACAUCUCAUAUCAACUGUGUGAACAACCACAAAACACCAAACCUAUGACUUGAAACCCGAAACAGGAAAACCACAAACGAUACUUCUUAGGCUGAAGGGUGUGGGCGCGGUCCCAGACCGCAGUUUAUGCCACGUCAACCAAGAACACCGCCCCCAGACCGCGGUCUGGUGCGGUCUUGGCCGCAGUGCGGUCCUUAAGUGCCGCGUUUGCUGAUUGGUGGAUGGGAAAAUGGGAGGAUUGAGUUGGAAUUUCAGACUAUUUUUAAUACCGCUAUUGCAUGUGUUCAAAUGGCGAAACAAACAUACAACGUUGUAUGUAACAACGCAGCUGCAAGUUCUCAACGGAGAACACGAAGAUAUAGUUAUUUUAUUUGUGUUUUUUAAGUUUCUAGGAUUAUUUAAAUGUCAUGUGUGUGGUUUUCGUGUUUUUUUUUUAUUUUUUUUUGGUAAUACAAUGUAAUG
Messenger RNA from Lactuca virosa, 1710 nucleotides. The record is from the annotation of a GenBank genome assembly. NCBI's taxonomy places the organism in Eukaryota, Viridiplantae, Streptophyta, Magnoliopsida, Asterales, Asteraceae.